Molecule: messenger RNA, 1872 nt
Organism: Vigna radiata var. radiata (mung bean)
Lineage: Eukaryota; Viridiplantae; Streptophyta; Magnoliopsida; Fabales; Fabaceae
Product: mediator of RNA polymerase II transcription subunit 8
Exons: 6
Coding region: 12-1658 (548 amino acids)
Cellular component (GO): mediator complex
Source: RefSeq, a predicted model, not a curated record
UUAAAUAGAAGAUGCAAAUAAUUGGAGAGAGAGCGCCGGGAAUGGAGGGCACAGGAGGAGGAGGAGCAGCUGGUGCAGGCGGAGAAGGUGAAGAUCGGUUGAACCAGGCAGUGCAACAGCAGCUGAAUCUGAAGCAGGUGAAGACCCGCGCCAUCAGCCUCUUCAAAGCCAUCUCUCGUAUUCUGGAAGAUUUCGAGGCAUACGGCCGCACCAACACCACGCCCAAAUGGCAAGACAUCCUGGGUCAGUAUUCUAUGGUGAACCUCGAGCUUUUCAACAUCGUCGACGACAUGAAGAAGGUUUCGAAGGCCUUCGUGGUCCAUCCGAAGAACGUGAAUGCAGAGAACGCCUCCAUACUUCCUGUCAUGCUUUCCUCCAAACUUCUCCCCGAAAUGGAGGCGGAGGAGAACUCCAAGAGAGAGCAAUUGCUAGAGGGCAUGCAAAACCAAAACCUCCCAAUUCCCACUCAGAUUGAGAAGCUGAAGGCCAGACUCGACAUGAUCGCCGCAGCCUGCGAAGGCGCUGAAAAGGUCUUGGCCGACACCCGCAAAGCCUAUUGUUUCGGAACACGUCAGGGCCCCAUUGCCCCCACUCUCGACAAAGGUCAGGCUGCCAAAAUCCAAGAACAAGAAAAUCUACUCCGAGCUGCUGUCAAUGCUGGUGAUGGAUUACGCAUUCCCCUUGACCAGAGGCAGAUCACUCCCGCACCUCCCAUUCAUUUGGCAGAUGCACUUCCGGGACUCAUUGACCCUCCUUCUCACGAUGCAUCUUCUGCUCCUAACACUAUGUACAUCAAGAAUACCCCUCUCUCCUCCAACACCAUGCCUCCACAGAAUCCCUUGUUACAGAGCUCGGCGUCACAACUUUUGGGAAGAUCAGCAGCAUCUCCUUCCGCCCCAACCUCCACCACUUCUUUUGACAAUACAACACCUUCACCCAUGCCAUAUGCCAAUUCACCUAGGUCUUCUACAAAUAUCAUGAACACACCAUCCCCUCAGCAGCAAACCUCACAACAGCAAGCCCCAGUGCAACAGCAACAGCAGCAGCAGCAGCAACGUCAGAAACUGAUGCAGUUACCUCAACAGCAGCAAAUGCUUGCUCAGCAGCAACAGCUCAGGCAAUCAGCAAUGCAAGGAUUGGGACAGUUGCAUGGACAACCCCAGAUGCAAUUUUCUCAACCACUUGGGCAUCAGCAAUUUCAGGGUAGACAGCUGCCUUCAGGACAUGUUCAGCAUGGCAUUGGUCAAAGCCAACUCAAUCAAGGAAAUCAAAUGACUCGAUUAAGCCAGUUUUCUGGUCCUGCUAAUAGUGCACUAUUCAGUGCUGCUCAAACAACACCUAAUACUCAAAUGAUUCCAAACAUUUCUGGCGCACUGCCUUCACAGACUCUUCAUCCUCGGAUGCAGUUCGGAUUACCUGGAAACAAUCCUCAGCGAAGUCAUACUUCUCAAAUGUUGAAUGAUCAGAUGUUUAACAUGGGAGGUGGCAAUCCCAGUGGUAUGAUGCCCAUACAGCAGCAGCAGCAACAACAUGGUUCACAGGCAUUUGGUAGCAUGGCAUCGAAUGCUCAGAAUCUUCAAUCUGGGAUGGUGACACUUCAAAACACACAACAGAAUCACCCCAAUUUCUCUCAACAGAGACAGCAAAAUCCGCAGUGAUGAGGACUGGGCAUGGAUGAUUUUGCUUGAAACCCUGAACCGAACUUUGUUGCCCUAGAUACGUGGUUUAGAAAAACUGAACCUAACUUUUUAUUAUAUUUUGGGUCCAAAUUGUUUCUAAUUUUGUAAAAGAACUAAACUGUAAAAAGAAACUGGUUAGUCCAUUUAGGUUGACCGAUUAAUUGAAAUUAUAAGGCAGGCUUUUAUAAAUGCA